Messenger RNA from Abrus precatorius (Indian licorice), 2886 nucleotides. RefSeq lists its product as uncharacterized. The record is from RefSeq and is a predicted model, not a curated record. The transcript is spliced from 4 exons. The coding region runs from base 202 to 2511 and encodes 769 amino acids. Lineage: Eukaryota; Viridiplantae; Streptophyta; Magnoliopsida; Fabales; Fabaceae.
GCCAUAGUCUCUUCCAUUCUCUGUGUCCUACCGCAAGCUUCGAUCCACAAACUCUCUUCUUUCUUUCAUUAUUCCAAUUUCUAAGAUCCCAGAUUCCCCUUCUUUCUCUUCCUUAUUAUUAACUACGACAACCUUAAAUCUGUUUUGUUUUUUUUCCAUUUCCACUUAGAGAGAGAGAGACAGAGGGAAACAAAAGACACAAUGGUGGUGAAAAUGAUGAGGUGGCGCCCUUGGCCACCUCUCCUCUCCAAGAAGUACCAGCUGAGGUUGGUCGUUAGGACCCUUAAGGGCUGCGAUCUGCUGCGGGACGCUCUACACCAAGGUUCAAGAUUAGUGCUUCAGAUUCGUUGGAACUGCAAGGCUCCUAAGUUGACCCUUCGCUCUUUGCGACGCAACCCCGUCGUUACGAAUUUCACCAAGGAGGCUGACGUCGUCGUCGACCACGGUGGCGCCGCCUUCGUUCACUGGGACGAGGAGUUUCACACCGUCUGUAAUCUCAACGCUUACAAGGACAAUGCCUUUCACCCUUGGGAGAUCGCUUUCACUCUCUUUAAUGGUUUGAAUCAAGGGCCCAAAAGCAAGGUUCCUGCUAUUGGAACGGCAGCAUUGAAUAUCGCUGAAUUUGCAUCUUCAACUGAUCAAAAAGAUUUUGAAUUGAACAUUCCACUUACGCAGCCUGGGGGUUCUGGAGAGUUUUCUCCUAUACUUUGUAUAUCAAUUAGCUUGGUGGAGCUAAGAGUCACUCAAGAAAGCAUGGAACAAGUUCAGAGGUCCAUAGUGCCUAUGCCAUCGCCCUCAGUCAAAUCAGGAGAAACAACCUCUGUAGAAAAAGAUGAGCUAUCUGCAAUUAAAGCUGGUCUUCGGAAAGUAAAGAUUUUCACUGACUAUGUAUCAUCCAAGAAAGCAAAGAAGGCAUGCCGUGAGGAAGAAGGAAGUGAAGGUAGGUGCUCCAGGAGUGAGGAUGGUGAAUACAAUUACCCUCUGGACACUGACUCGCUUGAUGAUUCUGAGGAAGGAGAUUCAGAUGAGGGAAAGGAGGAUUCCAGUGUUAGGAAGUCGUUCAGUUAUGGAACGCUAGCCUACGCAAAUGCUGGAGGGUAUUUUCAUUCCAACAUGAGGGUAAAUUGUGAGGAUGAAGACUGGGUUUACUACAGCCAUCGCAAGUCAGAUGUUGGAUGUUCGCACAUGGAGGAUUCUACUGCUUCUUCUUCCGAGCCUUAUUUAUUACAAAGUUCAAAGCGCAGCUUACUACCAUGGAGGAAGAGGAAGUUGAACUUUAGAUCUCCUAAAUCUAACAAGGGAGAGCCGUUGUUAAAGAAGGCCUAUGCAGAAGACGGCGGUGAUGACAUAGAUUUUGAUCGCCGCCAACUUAGCUCUGAUGAAUCUCUUUCUUUGAGGUUGUACAAGACUGAGGAUGAAUUGUCAGCAAAUCGAACAUCAGUCUCUGAAUUUGGGGAGGACAGUUUUGCUGUGGGGAGUUGGGAACAGAAAGAAGUCAUGAGUCGUGAUGGUCACAUGAAGCUUCGGACACAAGUCUUCUUUGCCUCAAUUGAUCAACGGAGUGAACGUGCAGCAGGUGAGAGUGCAUGUACAGCUCUUGUUGCUGUAAUUGCUGACUGGUUCCAAAACAAUCGUGAUCUUAUGCCCAUAAAGUCGCAGUUUGAUAGUCUAAUUAGAGAAGGCUCCUCAGAAUGGAGGAACCUGUGUGACAAUGAAACCUAUAGGGAGCGGUUCCCUGACAAGCAUUUUGAUCUGGAAACAGUAAUUCAGGCCAAAAUACGCCCACUUUCUGUGGUUCCCGAGAAGUCCUUCAUUGGUUUUUUUCAUCCAGAAGGGAUGGAUGAGGGGAGAUUCGACUUUCUGCGAGGUGCCAUGUCCUUUGAUAAUAUUUGGGAUGAGAUUAGUUGUUGUGCUGAACAAGAGUGCCCUAGCAAUGGUGAACCCCACGUUUAUAUUGUUAGUUGGAAUGACCAUUUUUUCGUACUCAAAGUUGAAUCUGAUUGUUACUACAUCAUUGACACUUUGGGGGAGAGGCUUUAUGAAGGAUGCAAUCAGGCAUAUAUCUUGAAAUUUGACAGCAACACAGUAAUAUACAAAAUGCAGAAUGUUGCUAAUUCAUCAGAUGAUAAAACACCCAGUGAUCAGCAAACUGUGGCAGAAGUUUUAGAGCCUAAUACUACUGGGCAAACCCAACAAGUAAACGGUAAGGAGGUGGAUUCUGUUGCAGGGCAAGAAGAACAGUUCAAGAGUGAGCAAGAAGAGGUUAUAUGCAGAGGGAAGGAAGCAUGCAAAGAAUAUAUUAAAAACUUCCUAGCUGCAAUUCCUAUCAGAGAAUUGGAAGCUGAUGCCAAGAAAGGUCUCAUAUCUUCAACACCCCUUUAUCAUAGACUACUACAAAUUGAGUUUCACUACACCCAACUGUUGCAGUCUUGGUUUGCAACUCCAGUGGUUGAAGCUUCAAUGGCUGCACCUGACAUAUUUGAUAUUGCAAUAACCGAGGCAUCUACAUAAAUCGUACUGUAAAUUGGAGAAAGUGCGUUUAUGCUAGCUAACCAGUCUUACUACAUUAAUUAUUGGUGUCUUUUUUUAUUUAUUUUAACAAAUGGAGGCUUGUUUAAUGACUGAGCUGAGCUUUUAUUUGCGAAGUUUGGCGUGACACUUGCCUUGUUUUACCUGUAAUCUUUCUUGGGAAGGGUAUUCUGUAAAUGGCUCUGAAAUUUCCUUUUCAAGUGAGCGCAGACUUUUGGCAUCUGACACGUAGUUCUGAACAGAUUCUACUCGUAAAUGCCUCAUAACUUUUUGCAGGCUCCUUAGGCACAUGUUACGUCUAUUUUAUUCUCUGAUUCCGAGGUUAUAAUUAUACACUAUUAUUAUUGUGGCUUUCUU